UUCUGCUCCAUGGAGAAUGCAAAUCAGCAUAUCCCUACGUGGAAUGGUAGCGCUGCGACAUGGGAGCGGUGCCAACAAAAUGUGAUGAACUACGUGGACGGCACAAAGUGGGAGGACAGGUAUCUGUGCGGCCCCAGGUUGGUGGCACGCCUGUCCGGGCCGGCGGCGACGGCGUGCAUAGGUCGGCCGAGAGGCUGGCUUUCGUCCAUGUGGGGUGCGGACAAGCUGCUGGAGCACCUGCAGCAGACGGUCAUGAGGCAGCCCGUCGAGGACGUUGGCCACUACAUGGAAGAGUACUUCGUGAAACUUCGCCGCCGGCGCGGCGAGGGUAUGGCCGAGUAUUGCUUGCGGGUACACGAGAGCUACCAACGGCUGCGAGUGGCGCUCGCCCGGAUGAUCGGCAAGACGGAGAUCGUGAAGACACCAGCGACGACAGCGACGGCCUUCGACGAGUGGCCAGUGGACGUGGGGUCGGGUUUGUGGCAUCGGAUAGGUGGCGGUGAGGAGGGCACCGUUGCAGAUGCGGAGCCUGACGAAGUCCGAGACUGGGAGGUCGAGGGAGGAGCUGACGGACAAGACUGGCGGCGGCGCCAGCGCUGGUGGCAGGGCGGCUGGAACGACGGUCACUGGCAACAGCGCGGCUUCGACCGUGAGAGCCAGGGCACGUUCCCGACGCAUGACCUGCCGGAGGUUCUCCCGAGCAUCAUCAGGGGCUGGUAUCUACUCCACCGAGCGGGUCUGGACGGUGGUGAGAUCGCGGCGGUCAUCGGAUCAUGCAGGGGCGACUUCACCGUGGACAGCGUGGAGAGCGCGUUACGUACUCAGUGGCCCAGCGACGAGAAUCUGAAGGGCCGGGACUAUAGGAAGUCAAAGUUCAUCCGUCAGCAAGUGGCGGCAGCGGCGUUCUACGGCGAGGACGCCCAGACCUGGAACGGAGAGGAGGAGCGUGAUCACGCUCUAGUGACAUCGGUGGCGGAAGCUGAACCGGAGGAAGACGGGGAUGAAGGUGACGAUUCGGCUUUCGCUAAUGCCAUCGACGAGGAAGAAGAAGCUUUUGCCCAGUUCCAGGCCAGUCAGCGCAGGCUUCAAGAAGCCCGACAGCAGAUCAACAAGCACAGGACAGGACGGCGUUUCUUCAACAACAAUGGCGCUUCUCGAAGUGAUGGUCGUCAAGGACCCUGCCUAAAGUGCGGAGGAGCCCAUCGUACAGGUGCGUGUCCGGACCGUGGAGAUCCAAAGCUCGCUGGACGUGCACCUGGUCCCAGAGGACCCCCACAGCAGGGGGAGACGUUCAAUGGGCUGGUCCUGACGGCGGAGAUCGUCGACGGAGAUUGCGUCGACCUGAACAACAGUGUGGACUUAGAUGACCCUGAGAUCAAGAUGGCCUACAUCGUAUCGAGGACAACGGAGAUGGGCCACGGAAUCAUGGACUCCGGAGCUACGAAGACCAUCGGCGGCAUCGAGGCGGUGGAGGCAUUGAAUGAGCUGCUCAUCGCAAGGGGUCAUCCGCCGAUGGAGGUGGACCUGACUGACCGCCCAGUGCACAAGUUCGGGAACGGCGAGGUGAAGCGGGUCCUCUGCCGGGUAAAGUUCAAGCUGCAAGUCGAGGGCGUGUAUGUGUCUUUCCUGGUUCAUGCGGUCGACGCUCCUGGGAUUCCCAUUUUGGUAUCCAUCGAGACGCUGAGGCAGCUCGGAGCCGUGAUCGACUUCGAGGCCGGCAUCGGCGUCUUCAAGAGCAUCGACCCGCACAGGAUGAUUUCUUUCCAGAGGUCCAGGACUGGCCACCUCCUGAUCGACUUGGCGUGCGAUCUCCUGGGCGACGUCGGGGUCACCGACAGGCCGGGCGAUUGCAUCUUGAGCCGUGGCGUGGCUUCGCUUUCUAGCCAGGCGCCGCUCCCCGCGCUUGGAGACACUGUCGAGGAGGCGCCCGACUCCAAAAUGGGCUCCGAGUGGGACCUCGAGGAGCUCUGCUGGAACCCGGUCUACUACCUCCUGUUCGAGACGGGCAACUCUCGGGACCUCAAGGGUUGGUUCGAGGGGGCGUCUCUCGAGAUGCACGGUCACCCUCACACCUCGACGAUGCGCAAGGCCGAGCUUCAGGCGGAGCUAUGCCAGUGGGACGAGGACUGCCGACACAUGACGGUGGAGAUGCUCCGUGCCAGGCUGCGGCAGAUUCACAAGGCGAUGCCCCUCGAGAUGAGGCCGACGUCCAUGCACAAGAAAAAGGCGGAGUUGACGAAGGACGCAGAGGAGGUCGGAUGCGUGCUCACAGGCAAGGAGACAAAAGGGGACCUCCAGAUCCUGAUCGUCGAGAGGCACAAGGACCUCGGUGUCCAGGUCAGUCCCUCCGAGGUCAUCCCGUUCGGCAGGCACCGCGGCAAGACGUACCUCCACCUGUUCGAGAAGGAGCGCGAAUAUGCGGGCUGGCUGGUGAGCAUGAAAGACCCGAGGUUCAAGAAGCUGACCGAUUGGUUGGUCUCCAAGGGUUUGAAGGCCGAGGACAUGAUGAACAAGGAGAAGUUCGAGCUUCCGCAGCCAGAGGUGAAGUACGAGAAGUCGGAGAGCCCAUGGUUCGUGGUCAAGGAUGUCAAGGAGGAGAGCGCACAGAGGAUCCCGAACCGUCCGACGAUGAAGAGGCUGUGCCACGAGGAGCCGGUCAGGAUGGAGGACGUCAAGACCAGGGAGGACCAGAUCAUCGACCUGCUGGGGGACAUGAAGAAUCAGAUGCACGCGCUGACCUCGAGAGUGCAGAAGGCGACCUGGCUGGCGGGGCACCUGGACAAGAGCGUUACGCCGGCGUGGUCGCUCCUGACGGACACUGCGAAGGUCAAGCUAAUGGAGGUUCUGCAGAGCCGUAAGAAGUCCAAGAGGUUGAUCAGGAACUGCCUGAUCCUCGUCAUGGAUCAGGUGGCAGAUCAAGGACAUGUACACUGGGAGUGGCCGAAGGACCUCUCACCUUACCGCUGGCCCGAGCUCCGUCAAGUUUUCAGAGACGCCGAGAUGCAGCCCACAGUGUGUGACGGCUGCAUGCUCGGGGUCAAGGCCAUAGACACGGGUUUGGCGAUGCAGAAGCCGUGGGAGAUUUGGUCGACGUCCAGUGUACUCCGUCAGCGUCUGGCGGUGCGGUGCGAUGGACGCCAUUCUCACUCUCCGUGCGUAGGUGGAGCCCGGACGGCGGCCACGGCCUACUAUCCUGACGAGUUCGUCCGGAGAGCAGUCAGAGCGAUGCUACACGAGCCGGGCUACAUGGAGAUCAAACGGCACAUCGAGGAGCAGGAGGGUGAGAACGACCUGGAGCUGGGCUACGCAGUCUCGAAGUCUGACGCAGAGAUUGACGCUAACACGCUCAGGAAGGUGGAGAUUUCAGCUCGACGUAUCCAUGCCGCGUGUGGUCAUUGCCCGUUCGCCCAGGUGGCGAAAUCUUUGGCAGCCAAGGGAGCGGACAAGCGGAUCGUCGACCAUGUCAGGCAGAUGCGUUGUUCAGCGUGUGACGAGAGUCAGAAGCACUGUCCACCCCGACCGGUGGGGUCAGCUGACGAAGUUCCGAAGAAGUGGGCAGUGCUUCAGAGCGAUCUGGCUGAAUGGGAGGAUCCAUGUACUCAUGAGAAGUUCAAGAUGGUCCUCUACCUGGAUAUGGGAAGCCGACUGGGAGUAGGACACACUUUAUACAAGAUGGUCAAGAGCAGGAACGCCACGGCAGAGGAUUUGAAAUAUUCAAUUUGGAGCAGGUGGAUCGGGUAUUUCGGUCGACCUCGAGUGCUUCAGGUAGACCCUGAAGGUGCGUGGAUGAGCAACGCUAUCCGGGAGAACCUGGAAGGAAGCGGUAUUCAGAUGGAUCCCAUUCCAGGUCAAGCUCAUUGGCAGAUCGGCGGGGUCGAGAGACUCAUCAGCCUCAUCAAGGAUACCAUGACAGUGUUGGCGAAGGAGCAUCCUGGAAGAUCAUGCGAGGAGUACCUGGCCAGGGCUAUGGCCGCCUACAAUGAGUUCGACCGACACCGGGGUUUCUCACCUCUUCAAGUGGCACUGGGACGAGCACCAGAUCUAGAUGGUGCGUUCAUCGACGUUCCCGGUGACCCGAUCAACCUUCCAGCUCUGGAGUCGGAGGCCAUAGACGCAGAGUUCGGGAACAAUUUCCAGCUCAUGAGGAAGGCACAGGAGGAGCUCUUGAGGUGGAUUUACGGCGAGCGAGCUAGGCGUGCAGCACAUGCCAGAUCUCGGCGCCUUCGAGUCUACACACCCGGCACCCUGGUCUACUACUUCAGGAACCCGAAGAGCAGCUCUAUGACUGGACGUUUCUACGGGCCCGCACGCGUGCUGGCGAGCGAGACUGUUCACCGGCACGGUGAAGCUCAAGCUCGACCGAGAGUGUGGCUGAACGCAUGCGGGCGGCUCAUCAGGUGUGAUCCCUGUCAGCUGCGAGACGCCUCGGAUCGCGAGAUUGCCGAGCAUGACAUACUGCAUGGAGCUGAACUGCCGUGGACAUUCAACCAACUCACGAGCAACCUGCGACCAGGUCAGUACGAGGAUCUGGCGGAGGACGAGCGUCUCAUACCUUCUGAUCGCGACUACGAUGAGGACAAGUCAGACAGGCAAUUGGCGAAGGACGAGAAGGAGCAGAGUGCAUUGCUGGUCGAGAGCGAGUCCGAGUCUUGCUUCUGGGCCAAGGAAGAUAGCGCCGUCGAGAUCGAGAUCACUCUUCCGGAGGGAGCCAGGGCCUGCACGGCCGUGCGAGACCUUGGAGCGUUCGUGGCCACUCAACUGCGUCGACAGCGAGCUGAGGUACGAGAACGAUCUUUGUCGGCUGACGACCUGGCGAAGUUCAAGAAAGCCAAGUCCAAAGAGGCACAGGAGUGGAUCAAGGAGAUGGUCCUGGAGGCGUUGCCCGAACAUGUACGAGUGCCAGCCGAUCGUCUCAUGCGACUUCGGUGGGUCCUGACGUGGAAGAUCGAUCCAUCAGAACCUGGUGGACGAAAAGCAAAGGCUCGCCUCGUCAUCCUGGGCUAUCAGGACCCCGACCUGACCACCGAGGAAUCAUAUGCACCAACCGCCACCAGGACAGCCAGGCAGGUCUUCCUUCAGAAGGCGGCUCAUCUACGAAUGCGGGUGGCCAAGGGCGAUGUCAAGUCGGCGUUUCUCCAAGGUGAGGAGCUGGAUCGUGAUCUGUUCGUGAGACCGACCGGAGAUAUCGCGGAGUUUCUUGGCCUUCGACCCGGACAAGUGGCGAUCCUCAAGAAGUCAGCGUACGGUCUGGUGCAGGCUCCUCGGGCGUGGCACCAAGCAGUGAACAAGAAGUUACAAGAGCUGGGCUGGCGACAACUGGAGUCAGACCCGUGUGUGUGGAUUCUGACGCGGUUCAUCUCUGAUGGACAACCUGAGUACAUCAUCGGGAUGGCGCUGUCACAUGUGGAUGAUUUUCUUUUUGCAGGUCGUGACGGAGAUGAUGUGUGGACCCGUGCUAAGAAGUCAAUCAUGGACGCCUUCCGAUGGACCGAGUGGGAGUACGGUAAGUUCACGCAGUGCGGGGUGGACAUCUACCAGCGCGAGGACUACAGCUUUCGGCUGGAUCAGAAGACCUACCUGGAGCAGAUCGUGGAGAUCGAGGUGCCUCCCGACAGGAGGCGACAGCCAUCGUCGCCCGUCACAUCAUCAGAAAAGAGUCAGUUCCGAGCGGCCACGGGCAGUCUCCAAUGGAAGGGUACGCAGACCGGGCCGGACAUCCUAGCAGAGCUGAGUCUGUUGCAGAGUAAGACAGAGUCGUGCAUCGUAGAGGACCUCCUGAAGGUAAACAAGUUGAUCAAGAGAGCCAAAGAGGGUAACAACAGAUUCCUGGAGGUGUUUUCGUUUCCCGAGAAGGAGUCUUUGGCGGUCGUAGGCGGCGCUGCUGGAAAGAAGAACGUGCAGAGCUGCUUUGGAGGACAGCUCGAGGGACGAGUCGCGGAUCUUUCGUCUGGGUUGGUUCAGGCAGAGCAAGUGAACAACCAGCUGGUGCAGGAGAUCAACAGAGAAAUGGCAGGCCCACCGCAGGUAGAGAUUGCCAAGCUCGGCGUUGCUUGUAUCCUGGCUGGUGAGGAGGGCUAUGAUAUUUCGGGCAGUGACUUGGAGGAGACUAGCGAACGCGCUGCUAAGCUCAAGUCCGGCCUGCAGGAGGCGGCGCGCAACCUUCUCGGCGAGGCGGUGGCGAGGGCCAAGGCCUUUCAAGAGGAGCAGUCGGCCCUGCUUGCUCGGCUGGCUGCGAAGCGUCGCCGUCCGGACGUGGGCCCUGGAGCUGGUGGCGACCAGCCUGGGGCGGCGGCCCCAGCGGCGACGCCCUCUGCGACGCCUGGCACCGAGGGUGGCGCCACAGCUGCAGAGGAGGGGCCCCCUGUCGUCGUGGAGUCAGGGGAGUCCCCCGACGAAGCUGUUGCCCUCCAUCCUGCUGUCCAUGCUCGUGCUGCUAAGAUCCUGCAGCCUGGCAAGUCAGCGCCAGCGCCGCCUACUUCCUAG
Prorocentrum cordatum is the source of this 6483-nucleotide messenger RNA. NCBI's taxonomy places the organism in Eukaryota, Dinophyceae, Prorocentrales, Prorocentraceae. The record is from the annotation of a GenBank genome assembly.